UGGGAUGCCAUUACUGAAAUGGAUGAACAUAACAGGCCCAUUCACACGUACCAGGUAUGCAAUGUAAUGGAACCAAACCAAAACAAUUGGCUUCGUACCAACUGGAUCUCCCGAGAUGCAGCUCAGAAGAUUUAUGUGGAAAUGAAGUUCACACUGAGGGAUUGUAACAGCAUCCCAUGGGUCUUGGGGACUUGCAAAGAAACAUUUAAUCUGUAUUAUGUGGAAUCAGAUGAGUCCCAUGGAAUUAAAUUCAAGCCAAGCCAGUAUACAAAGAUCGAUACAAUUGCUGCUGAUGAAAGUUUUACCCAGAUGGAUUUGGGUGACCGUAUCCUCAAACUCAACACUGAAAUCCGUGAGGUGGGGCCUAUAGAAAGGAAGGGAUUUUAUCUGGCUUUUCAAGACAUUGGGGCUUGCAUUGCCCUGGUCUCCGUCCGUGUUUUCUACAAAAAGUGCCCCUUCACUGUUCGUAAUCUGGCCAUGUUUCCUGACACCAUCCCAAGGGUUGACUCUUCCUCUCUGGUUGAAGUAAGGGGUGCUUGUGUGAAGAGUGCAGAAGAGCGUGACACUCCCAAACUAUAUUGUGGAGCUGAUGGAGAUUGGCUGGUUCCUCUUGGAAGGUGCAUCUGCAGUACAGGAUAUGAAGAAAUCGAGGGUUCUUGCCAUGCUUGUAGACCAGGAUUCUAUAAAGCAUUUGCUGGGAACACAAAAUGCUCUAAAUGCCCUCCACAUAGUUUAACCUACAUGGAAGCAACUUCUGUCUGUCAGUGUGAAAAGGGUUACUUCCGAGCUGAAAAAGACCCACCUUCCAUGGCAUGUACCAGGCCCCCUUCAGCUCCUAGGAAUGUGGUUUUUAACAUCAAUGAAACGGCCCUUAUUUUGGAAUGGAGUCCACCAAGUGACACAGGAGGGAGAAAAGACCUCACAUACAGUGUAAUCUGUAAGAAAUGUGGCCUAGACACCAGCCAGUGUGAGGACUGUGGUGGAGGACUCCGCUUCGUCCCAAGACACACUGGCCUGAUCAACAAUUCCGUGAUAGUUCUUGACUUUGUGUCUCACGUGAACUACACCUUUGAAAUAGAAGCCAUGAACGGAGUAUCUGAGCUGAGUUUUUCUCCCAAGCCAUUCACAGCUAUUACAGUGACCACAGAUCAAGACGGUAAGUUCCACCCCUGUUCUCUCAAAAAGGACCCAUAAUUCCCUUUUGAUGCAUAAUAUCCUUAGUGGAUCGAUAUUCACUAAGGUGCAAUCCUAUAUUCUGUGCACUACAGAGGUGAUAUUCUGGUGGUUGUUUCUUAUUGUUUCCUAAGGUUCAGAAAGAUAUUUUUGUUAUUCCUUUUUAGUAGUAUGCUGAAUUAGAUACAAUGCUUCUCUCUGUUGUCUAAGCAUUUAUGUUUCUUUAUAUAAUUCUACAUAAUCCAAUAUAUCUUAAUGAGUAAGUUCAUAUUACUUACUAAUGAAUGUUAGACAUAAAUGAAACGUUGUUAAAUGAAUUGAAAUUGUUGCCCCACUACACUGCUGUCCCUUUUCCAUAUCAAACAAAGCAAAUUGUAAGAAUUCUUUAAUUAUAAUUCAUACCUAUAUUGUGAAAAUAUUUUUGGCCAACAUACUUAAUCAUGAUCCUCUGUGAAAAGAAAUAGCAAAAAAAUCCAGGAAUAUGUCCAAAUGCUAUUGUUUAGGUGCAGUUUGUAAAAAGUAGUUAAACUGUCUUUUUUUAAAAAUCUAAUUGCUUUCAGUUAAGUGUUCCUUUUAUAAUGCUAUAGAUUUUUACUACAAUAUAGUUAGGCACAAAUACACCUAUGAUUUUUUUAUAAGCAUAUAUUCUCUUUAAUUCUUCCCUAAUGACUUAUUGCAGAGCACAAUACAGGAAAAGCUUCAGAGCUUUUAAAAACUCCCUUUGAGAAGCAUUCAUAAAUCAUGUGGAUACACAAAUGAUUGUCUUAUGGAAGAAAGUGUUGUAUAUGAACACACACAUAUAUAUAUAACAUAUUUAUAAGGAUAAAACUAUUUUUAUACACUGCAUUUGUUUGCUGGGUCUGCUAUAACAAAUGCCACAGACUAGGUGACUUGAACACAGAAAUUUAUUUUUUCACAAUUCUGGAGGCUAGAAGUCCAAGAUAAAGGUAUCAUCAGGGUUGAAUUUAUUCCGAAGCCUCUCUCCUUGGCUUGUAGAUAGCUGUUUCCUCUGUGUUUUCCCAUGGUCUUUGCUCUGUGUGUGUCUGUAUCCUAAUCUCUUCUUCUUAUAAGGUUAUUGUCAUAUUGGAUAAGACCCCACCCAUAUGACUUCAUUUUACCUUCAUGACCUCUUUAAAGACCCUGUCCCCAAAUACAGUCAUAUUCUGAGAUGCUAAGGUUAGGACUUCAGCAUAUAAAUUUUGGGAGGAUGCAGUUCAUUCAACCCCUAACAGACACUUAGAGCAGCAUAUGAUGAUAUUUUUAAAUAUAAAUAUAUCGAAAGUGUUGGAAUACAACUAAGCAAUAGAAAGGAACAAAAUAGUGAUACAAGCUCUUGGAUUAACUUUGAGGGCACUGUGGUGAGUGUAAAAGUCA
Messenger RNA from Miniopterus natalensis, 2547 nucleotides. Lineage: Eukaryota; Metazoa; Chordata; Mammalia; Chiroptera; Miniopteridae. The record is from RefSeq and is a predicted model, not a curated record.